Acanthamoeba castellanii str. Neff is the source of this 897-nucleotide messenger RNA. RefSeq lists its product as uncharacterized. The transcript is spliced from 3 exons. The record is from RefSeq and is a predicted model, not a curated record. The annotation marks the transcript as partial. Gene Ontology annotation, cellular component: chromosome. Gene Ontology annotation, molecular function: protein binding; ATP binding. Lineage: Eukaryota; Discosea; Longamoebia; Acanthamoebidae. Gene Ontology annotation, biological process: chromosome organization.
ACAGACUCUACGGCUGCGGAGCGAGUGACCUUCAACAAGACGGUGAAUGCUCGGUCGGUGACUCUCGAUGGCGUAGUGUUCGAUCCCGCCGGCACUCUCACCGGAGGUUCGCGCCCGCAGGCCGCUUCACUUCUGGAGCAGCUUCAGCGACUCAACGGGAUGAAGGACCAGCUGGCCGAGGAGAAACAUAAGCUCCAGAAGCUGGAUGGAGAUUUCGCCAAGACUAGGGAGAGCUCCAGGGAGUACCAGAAACUGAAGGAGGCAUUGGAUAUCAAGUCCCACGAAGCAGAGCUUCUAGCCGCGCGUCUGCAGCAAUGCGAGCACAGUCGAAUGAUCGAAGAGAUCGAAGCCGCCAGAGAGCAGGUCAUUCAGUCGCGGGAGGCUCUUAAGGCAGCCGCUCAAAAGGAGGCUGAUGCUGAUGCUAAGGCUAAGCAAAUCGAAAGCGCCAUGAGCAAGAGCAGCGGCCGGAGCCAAAAGGACGAGAUGAAAGUAAUCCACGAGAAGAUGGUGACCACGAAGGCUUCGCUGGGCGACGCCACGAAGUCGAUCAAACAGCACGAUGAAAAGAUCGAACAGGCCGAACUCGAGCUGGAACAGCUAAAGAAGGAACAGAACGAGCUGCUGGAGAAGAUCCGGGAGUGCGAGUCUGAGAUCAAGAAGCUUCAGAAGGAGUUGCAUGCCAUGGAGCACGGCAAGGGCGGAGUCGCAGAGAAACGGGCUGCCUACGAAGCGGCGCAGGAACGCUUGCAGAAGAAGCAGGAAUCUGUACUCUCCACCGACGAGAGGAUCGCCGGCCUGCUGCAGGAGAAGGACGACCGAACGCAAGCGUCCAUCGAACGAGAACAGAAGCUGAAGAAGCUCCAGAACAAGGUCAAGCGCUUCCACAAGGACAAGGAA